AUGGCUACUGUAACAACAACAGCUACUACUACCACAAGUUCAUUUCAAGAUGUUUUAAAUGAUAAUAUUCAUAAAAGAAUUCCCUUAUCAACUUAUGAAACAACUUUAUUAUCAAGUUAUAAUCAAAUUCAAGAAAUUGAUAUUCCAGAAUUUGAUCCUUAUUUACACUUAAAUUAUUAUCAAAAUGAUUUAAAUAAACAUAAAUUUCAAGACACUAGAAGAGUCACAAUGGAAGAAUUAGGUUUAACUCAUCCAGAUCAAAUUUCAAAAAUUGGAGUUACUGAUCCUUUUGAAUUAUUUACAUUAGAAGCAAUUGCAAUUAUGAGAAAAGAAAUUUUAAAUAAAGAAACAUUUAUGAGAUUUGCUAGAUAUAAUUUUAAUUCUACUUCAGGUAUGGAUUGUUGUAUUCGUGGAUAUGUUAAAAAUGAUGAUGAAAUUUCAUGUCCAUUUAUUUAUCAAGCUUGGACAAAUCCUAAAACAAUGGAAUUACUUUCUAAAAUUGCUGGAGUUGAAUUGAAAAUUAUAAUGGAUUAUGAAAUUGGUCAUGUUAAUAUUUCAAUGAAGGGUAAAGAUGAAGAAUCUCAAGAUACAAAAAUUAUAGAUGCUGUUGUUGAUUGGCAUUAUGAUUCUUAUCCAUUCGUUUGUGUUUUAAUGUUGAGUGAUACUUCGAACAUGGUUGGUGGUGAAACGUGUCUUAAAAUUUCAAAUGAUGAAGUUGUUAAAAUCCCAGGUCCAAAAAUGGGUUCUGCUUCAAUGCUUCAAGGUAGACUCAUUAAUCAUAUUGCACCAGUACCAAAAGGAAUGAGUGAAAGAAUUACAAUGGUUACAAGUUUUACAGCUAAACAUCCGUUGAUAAAAGACACAAGUAAUUUAAAAACCGUUAAACCAGAAAUUAAUUUUGGUACAAGAUAUAAUGAUUUUUAUUCACAAUGGAUUAAUUAUAGAAUUGAUUUAAUUAGUCAACAAUUGACAUUAGUUAAACAGAAUUGUAAAGAUAAAGAUGGCAAUUUUCAAAAAUUAUCAACAAUUGAAGCUUUAAAGCAAAUUGAAUCUUAUUUGAAAUUGACAUAUUCGGAAAUGGGUUUUACUAAAGAAGAAAUUGAUUUAAUUAAUAAAUGA
This is a messenger RNA of Insectozyma verbasci, 1119 nucleotides long. The record is from the annotation of a GenBank genome assembly. NCBI's taxonomy places the organism in Eukaryota, Fungi, Ascomycota, Pichiomycetes, Serinales, Debaryomycetaceae.